AUGAAUUAUAUCGAAGUGAAAUAUCCAGAAAUUUUAAACGACCAAGAGUUCAUAGCUGAAAUCUUGGAAAAUCUGAAUCUUAUCAUCAACACAUACGAAGCUACCACGAGCUGGAAUGACGUGAGCACAGCCAGCAAGGCUGAGGAUUUAGAUGGGAACCAGGCACUCAGCUGGCAUAGGAACGGUUACAAAACUCUCUUUGAUAUACUAUUGAACACUUAUAAAAAUGGAACAGGGCUGCAGAACUUGAAAUAUUAUUUGAACACUGAGGUGACACGCAUAGAUUGGACGCAGGGCACUAGCAAAAAGGUUGUUGUCACAUGCAAAGAUGGCCGCUCAUUCACAGCUGAUAACGUUAUCGUUACGGUCUCGGUGGCCGUUCUGAAAGACAGACAUGUAUCUAUGUUUGUGCCGUCGUUGUCAAAGAAAAAAGUGGACGCCAUAAACAAUAUCAAGAUGGGUGUUGAGGGGAAAAUUAUGUUCUCAUUCCCGACACGUUGGUGGGGAGAGACCAAUUUCUUUGAUUUGAUUUGGAGGACGAAAGACAAGGCGUCAGAAGAUUUGUGGCUCACAAAAAUUCCAGUAAUUAGUCGUCCGAUGGGAGCUAGCAAUGUGUUGAGUCUGUGGAUUACAGGAGAUUAUGCAGUGAUGAUGGAAAACCUCCCUGAAGAUGAAGUGAAACAGAAGGCAAUGGGCUUAUUAAGAAGAUUCUUAGGAGCAAAUUAUACAAUACCGGAACCAUUAGCGAUGAUAAGGUCACAAUGGCAUACAAACCCGUUCACCCGCGGCAGCUACACGUACGAUGAUGUAGACUACCCCCACCACCCGACCGCACGCGCGGAUCUGGCGGAGCCAAUCACAGACGCGGACGGCGCGCCCAUUGUACUAUUCGCCGGUGAGGCGACGGACGUGACCCAUUUCGCGACAGUACACGGAGCUGUGGAUACAGGGCAUAGAGAAGCUAUGAGACUGCUGAAUAAAGUUUGA
This is a messenger RNA of Diatraea saccharalis (sugarcane borer), 987 nucleotides long. The record is from the annotation of a GenBank genome assembly. NCBI's taxonomy places the organism in Eukaryota, Metazoa, Arthropoda, Insecta, Lepidoptera, Crambidae.